AUGGAGUUAGUGCCCUUUAACUCUGAUUCCAAAUCAGAACCAAACAGUUCAUCUCCUCCCUGGCAAGACAUGUUCCGAUCUGCAUCCAUUAGGAAACCGGAAACUAACGACGCGCCUCCUCCAAAAUCCCACGCGCCACCGCCACCACCACAAGAUGGAGGCAAUUCUCUCUCCAAUGAUCCACAGGUACGUCUUGCCCUCUACAUAACCAUGGCACACGCAGGCCUUGCCUUUGCAGUAUUUGUUCUCUAUGGAGUCUGCAAACUUCUUGAGGAUUUUUUAAGGCCAAUUUUAUGGGCUGUGCUCUGUUCAAUCCCAUUAAGAGGAAUUCAACAGACACUUGUUGGAUUUUGGUCUGAGCCGCUGACAUUAGGGCUCACAGAGACCAUAUUGGCUGUCCCGGUAGCUAUAUUCAGAGUCUUUGUUGGGACUCUUGUAGAGAUUAAAGAAAUGAUUUUUCGGAUUGUUCUUAGGAAAAAGAAGUCUAAUAUUCUGAGGAGGAAAAAGAGUGGGUUUUACAAGUUGUUGAGGUGGCUUGUCUCCUUUUGGGUGUUUGUGAUAGCCUAUGAACAUAUUGGUAGUUUUGGGUCUAUUUCACUUCUUGCAUUAGGGUUCAUGUUUACAGCUACUGGUGUGGAGUCAACAAUGAGUACAGUUACUUCAUUGAGGAGUCAUAGCUUUCGCCGCUUCCCGGUGAGUGCAUUUUUCACUAGAGGUAUAUUGAAAAGAUUGGAGACUAUGGUUGCUAUAGGGUUGAUUGUAGGAAUUAGUGUGGGAUCCUUGGCUGGCACGAUUUUCUUCUCGUACAAAAUUGGGGUGGAAGGAAAAGAUGCUGUUUUUGCACUUAAAUCUCAUGUGGAAGAGAGUAAUUAUGCUGAGAAGAUUGGGGUUAAGAAAUGGAUGGAUGAAAAUGAUGUGCCUGGAAUGGUGGAUACUUACUCGACUAAGUUUUAUGAAACUGUGUCUGAUCAGAUUGAUGGUUUGGCGAUGCAAUACAACAUGACUGAGUUUGUUACGGGGAUCAAACAUUUUGUCAUAACCCCUUCAUCAAAUUCAUCAGGUAAGUCUACAGCACUGAUGAGCCCUUCUCCGUACGCUGAGAAAUUUUUGAGCUUGAAAAGGAGAGUAAGGGAGCGCGAGUGGGGGCAGAUAUACACAGAAGUGGAUGGAAUUUUCAGGGAAUUUUUGAUUACUAGAGAGGAUUUGGUUGAGAAGGCUAAAGGCUUUGCUGUUCAAGGAAUGAAUGUGAUGCAGAGUGUAUUAGUUAGCAGUAAAUCUGUUCUUGGUGGCAGUGCAAAGCUCAUGUUCUUGGUUGCGAAUUCUAUUGUCUCUGGAGCUGCAGGGUUAAUCAAUUUUCUUUCGCAGACAAUGGUUUUCUUUUGGGUUUUAUAUUAUCUAAUCACAUCAGAUUCCGGCGGAGUUACAGAACAGGUUAUGUAUAUGCUUCCCAUUUCGCAGUCUGCAAGGACUCGAUGUGUUGAGGUUCUUGACAAAGCUAUUUCUGGGGUUCUUUUAGCAACUGUCGAGAUUGCUUUCGUUCAGGGAUGUCUGACUUGGUUGCUAUUUAGACUAUUCUCUAUACACUUCUUGUACAUGUCGACUGUGCUUGCAUUUAUUAGCUUUGUUUUGCCGUUAUUUCCUCCUUGGAUUUCAACAAUUCCAGCUGCUCUGCAACUGGUUUUGGAAGGUAGAUACAUAUUGGCCGUCUGCUUAUUCAUUAUUCAUCUGGUGCUUAUGGAUUAUGCAACUACUGAAAUUCAAGAGGAGAUUCCUGGCUAUAGUGUUUAUCUUACUGGUCUCAGCAUCAUUGGCGGCAUGACAUUGUUCCCAUCUGCAUUGGAGGGAGCAAUAAUGGGGCCACUGAUAACAACUGUUGUAAUAGCUCUAAAGGAUUUGUAUUUCCUGAUGACACCAGAUCAGUUAUGCAACUCUAGCAGUGCAGUCUCCUUUACACCAGUUUUGCCACGGGCUGUCGAAGACAGAGAGAUAUCAGCAAAUAAUUCAAGAAACAGGGCUGCCCCUUUUACUACUUUCUUAAUAAGAAUAGCCAUGAGAGUAUCAAGAUCAAGGUGUUACAGUUUCUUGAGAAGAGUUUUUCAUUACCAGAACGGAUCAAGAUUGGAUCUUGGGUCGAAUCCAUUCAAUUCUCGGACCUGGAUGUUGAUGGAAUUUCUUGCUUUAACCGUUCAAAUUACUCUCAUUACAUAUACUCUGUGCAUCGCCAAUGAUGAGAGGCCGGUUUGGCCCAUGAGAAUAUGGGUUUCCGGGUAUGCUUUAGGGUGUUUUCUGAGCCUUGUUCUCCUCAACUGGCGCUAUCUGUUCUUUUAUGCAUCUCAAAGAAACAAUAAUCCCAGUUUUUCUGAUAUUGAACAGCAGAGAAAUGUCCAAGAAUCAAGAAGUUUGCAGAACAUGGAUAAAUGCAGGACAUGGCUUGAGCUUUUAUUUGCGAUAUGGUUUGUGAUGGGGAAUGUCUGGGUGUUCGACUCCCGGUUCGGGUCGUAUCGACAAGCUCCGAAACUUCAUGUCCUCUGCAUAUCACUGCUUUCUUGGAAUGCCAUCAGCUAUUCAUUUCCAUUCAUACUUUUUGUGUUACUAUGCUGCUGUGUACCACUGCUUAGCAGCUUCCUAGGUUACAACAUGAACAUGGCAUCCCAUGAUAAAGGGGCAACUGAUGAACAGCUUGCCAAUUUACCAACCUGGAAAUAUAAGGAUGUUGGCAAGAGUUUCGAGCUUGGGAAUCCGACCAAAGAUGAUGAAAAUACAGAAUGCUGUAUCUGUUUGGCCAAGUACAAAGAUAAGGAAGAGAUUAGGCAGUUACCAUGUACUCAUAUAUUUCAUUUAAAGUGUGUGGAUCAAUGGCUCAAGAUUAUCUCUUGCUGUCCUCUUUGUAAACAAGGACUGGAGAAAUAA
Fraxinus pennsylvanica is the source of this 2910-nucleotide messenger RNA. NCBI's taxonomy places the organism in Eukaryota, Viridiplantae, Streptophyta, Magnoliopsida, Lamiales, Oleaceae. The record is from the annotation of a GenBank genome assembly.